This is a messenger RNA of Naegleria fowleri, 1824 nucleotides long. RefSeq lists its product as uncharacterized. Lineage: Eukaryota; Heterolobosea; Eutetramitea; Acrasida; Naegleriidae. The transcript has a single exon. Bases 1 to 1824 code for a protein of 607 amino acids. Gene Ontology annotation, molecular function: polynucleotide 5'-phosphatase activity. The record is from RefSeq and is a predicted model, not a curated record.
AUGAACCCGCAGCAACCACCUCCUCCUCUUCCCAUGUAUGCUUCUUCCCUCCUCCCACAAACCAGCAAUACUGCAGUAUCAUCUUCGGUACCACCUCCAUCCAUGAUCAAUGUACCACCUCCACCGUUACCAAACAUGAUGUAUUCUCCUCAGCAAUCCUUUCCACCACCUCCACCACCCAGAGGAUCAUCCACCCUAGUACCACCUCCUUCUUUUAAUUCAAUUCCAACAGCAACAGGUUCUGUACCACCACCAUCAUCAUCAAUACCUCCUCCUACAUUCAUGCCUACCUUCGGAAUGAUGAUGCCUGGAUUUGUUCCAUCAUCCAUGGGUGCUUCUACAAUGAACGCUUUUCCUUCUUCCUCCUCUUCAAGGAAGAGAUCUAAAGAAAGUGAAGAUGAAGAAGAGGAUGAUGAAGAAGAUGAAGAAGAAGAAGAUCAACAACCAAUGACAUUGAGCAGAAAUAGUGGUACACCAACAAAACCACCGUCCACUACAUCUCCUUCUGUUACUAAUACUGUACAUCAUCAAUUCAUGCCACAACAAUAUGCAUUGCCAUCCUCAACGACAGCUCACAAUGUAAAUUCAAAAAGUUCUCCAACACCUAAAAAACAAAAACAAUCAUCCAAAGAAACAUCAAACAAACAAACAAAGAGUACACAGCCAUCAGCAAGCACACAAAAACAACCUGAAUCUUUGAAUGCGACAACUAGUAGUAGUAACAGUGGUACUUCCACUCAACAACAGAAUGCGCAAGCGAACACUCAACCCAAUGCAAAUAUUCCACAAAAAUCAAUUUACCAUCCUUUUAUCAGCGGUGCAAACGCAUUAUUUGGAAAUGAUUUUAUUUGUGAUGAAUCCAUUAGAAAAUUAGGAGUAUUUAUUAAUCAAGUUUCUGAAGAUGGUUUAGAAAUUGAAGGAAAAAUUGGCUUAAUUGUUCAAAAAGGAACACAAGAGAGAAUAUCACCAAGAUUAGAAAGUGGUUGUGAAAUUGUAUCUGAAGCUAUUAUUCAAAGAUCAGAUUGUGAAUUCGUUUCUAGAAUUUCUCAACAUACAUUCAAACACGUGAACAAAUUAUUGAAUGAAAGAUUUUCAGCCAUGAGAGAGGCCCAUAAAAGAGGUGAAUACAAUGGACCAUUAAUUGAAUACAAAAAGGCCCAAGAGACUGAUAAAUUCUUUGCUUAUUAUUUACCAGCAUCCGAUGAUGAUGAAAGAGAUGAAUAUGGACAACUCUCUCACAAAGAUAUUCGAGUGACCUUUGAUACAAAAACUGACAAACCCAUUCGAGCAAUGAUUAAGACACGAUUAGAAAGAGGAGACAUUGAUUUCUCAUGUCCUCAUCGUUCUCAUGAUUUUAGAGUUUCAUUCAGAAAAGAAUCAAGUAUUGAUAAAUUUCCAAAUCCUGAUGUCGAUCGACCCAAGAAAGUUCGUAAAAAGGAUAGAAUUUCCUAUUUAUUUGGAUUUUACAGAAUUGAUUUGACAAGUGUCGAUUCUUUUAAUUGUAAAAGAAAUGGUGAAAUUAAUGAGGAUUCAAAGUUUUCAUGUUAUGAAAUUGAAGUCGAAUGUGAUGUGAAGAGGCUAUUUCAAGUGAAAUCUAAUUUAGGGGAAUUUGUAAGACAUUUGAAAGAAUUUUUAGAUACAUUGAGAAUGUUGUGCUUGGUUUGUGAUUUGUCACCUCAAUCUCAACCACCUCAACACCAGCAGCACCAGCAGCACCACUACAAUCAUUCAUCGCAUCAGCACUAUCAACCAGUCAAUUAUUAUCAACCCACUCAACAACAAUACCAACCACCACAACAUCCACCAUCUUUAAAAAGAAAAUAA